UCUCUAUCACAACGUCACCACGCCACGCCACUUGGCUUUAUGACGUCGGGGCGCCCGAGCUAAUUUAGUUACAUUUCGGGGAGGCCGAGUGGGAUGGGCGCUGUGGGAAGGAAAGCGGAGUCAGGCAGGCGUACGCAACAUAAUGGGCGUCGGGGAGGAGCGAUCCCUUGAAGACGAGGGUCCAUCCUCUGAGACCGACCACUCCUCCUGGAGACGUGAGAGCUCAGCAUCAGGCAUUCUUGAAACCGCGACUCCGAAAGCGGAUACAGAGAGGCCUGACAAGGACAGCACCCCAGCCUCCAUCCAGAGUGAACCCAACUGUGAAUGGACGGAGCAGGAAGCCAUGGCGUUGCAGGAGGCUAGUCUCAACACCCAAAUGGAAGCCAGCAACGGGCACGGCGAAAAUAAGACCUGCCCCGUCCACACCACCCCCGCAGGGGACGCCAAGCGUGGCUUUCGCAAAAACAGGAACGACUACGUGAAGAUUUCCAUGAAGGAGUCAGACACCAACCGCCUGCCGUCAGAGUGGUGGAAGACCAUGCUCCUCUUCCUCUAUGUCAUCUUCAGUCUGGUCUUGACCUCGGUGGUCAUCACAGUGGUCCACGAGAGGGUUCCGCCUAAGGAGAGCAUACCGCCGCUCCCCGACACCUUCUUUGACUAUAUUGACAGGGUCAAGUGGGCCUUCACCGUGACAGAGGUCAAUGGCAUUGUCCUGGUAACCAUUUGGUUCAUACAGCUGUUCUUCCUAAAUUACAAGUCCAUCGUGUGCAGACGCUACUUCUUCCUGCUGGGGACCUUGUACUUGUACCGCUGUAUCACCAUGUACAUCACCAUCCUGCCUGUCCCUGGCAUGCACAUGACCUGCGCGCCCAAGCUGUACGGAGACUUUUAUGCAAAGUUCCAGAGAAUUCUGCGGCUGAUCUCCGGCGCUGGCCUGUCCAUUACCAAGUCUCACAUAAUGUGCGGAGACUUCCUGUUCAGCGGACACACCGUGAUGCUCACCCUCACCUACCUGUUCAUCAAGGAAUACUCCCCUCGGUCCUUCUGGUGGUACCAUCUGAUGUGUUGGCUGCUGAGCGCCGUGGGCGUGGUGUGCAUCCUAGUGGGGCACGAGCAUUACAGCGUGGACGUGGUGGUGGCCUAUUUUGUCACGACACGCCUUUUCUGGUGGUACCACACCAUGGCCAAUGUACAGUGUCAGUGCUCCCCUAACAACUACCUCACCAACGUCUGGUGGAACCCUCUGUUCAACUUCAUGGAGAGGAACGUGCACAUGCCUGUGCCGUGCGUGUAUGGCUGGCCUAUCAGCUGGGCCCCCGCUUGCCUGAAAAACCCUUGUAAAAAAUACUCCAUCGUACAGAGCACACGGGACGAGUGACCGUUGAUACACUGGUUGACGAGAGGUUUUGCAUUGCUGUUUUUAAUGAACAGGAUUCAUCACGCUUUGUCUGUCUGUCUGUGUCAUUUGCUGUUGUAAUUUAUCUUUUUCUCUGCAUGUGUGUAUAACUGAUACUUGUGCCAGCCAGUACCUUCUAGAGCAUUUGAGAACCGACUACACUACCAAAUUUGUUAUUGAAUGACCUCGCUAUCAGUGUCACAAGGUGCCUUAGUGGGUUCAGUGUCAUUAUAUGUACCAAAACUGCCUUUAAAAUUCACUGAAGACUAUCACUAUUAAUUUCGAUUCAUUUCAGAACCCCUCAAUGUGUGUAUCAUUGCAAUGGUAUUUACAUUGUAUUAAACUGAAUUUAAGUAAACGUCUUGUUUUCACUCAUAAAUCAUGACAAAAUAUACUGGGGAUUUUAACCAG
Messenger RNA from Dunckerocampus dactyliophorus (ringed pipefish), 1807 nucleotides. It is a transcript of the gene sgms2a, whose product is annotated as sphingomyelin synthase 2a. The transcript has 6 exons. Gene Ontology annotation, biological process: sphingomyelin biosynthetic process; ceramide biosynthetic process. The record is from RefSeq and is a predicted model, not a curated record. Lineage: Eukaryota; Metazoa; Chordata; Actinopteri; Syngnathiformes; Syngnathidae. Gene Ontology annotation, molecular function: ceramide cholinephosphotransferase activity; sphingomyelin synthase activity. The coding region runs from base 143 to 1378 and encodes 411 amino acids. Gene Ontology annotation, cellular component: Golgi membrane; endoplasmic reticulum membrane.